Messenger RNA from Prunus armeniaca (apricot), 288 nucleotides. The record is from the annotation of a GenBank genome assembly. Lineage: Eukaryota; Viridiplantae; Streptophyta; Magnoliopsida; Rosales; Rosaceae.
AUGGAGGGUAAUAAUUUGUUGAGAGUGAGAAAAGGUGCAUGGACUAGAGAGGAAGAUGAACUUCUCAGGCAAUACAUUCAACAGUACGGUGAAGGCAAAUGGCAUCAAGUUUCUCUCAAAGCAGGCUUGAAUAGAUGCAGGAAAAGCUGUAGACUGAGGUGGUUGAACUACUUGAGCCCAAAUAUCAAAAGAGGAGACUUUACAGAAGAUGAAGUGGACCUAAUGGUCAGGCUUCGAAAGCUUUUAGGAAACAGGCAAGUACAAUCUGAACUUCUCUUUCGUAGCUAA